UAGUUACUAGAAGGGGCUAUAAACCGCCCAAAAUUACACUGAAAGAGGCUACGAAUCUGAAACCUCACACCUUAAACCCUUCUCUCUGAAACGAAACCCUCACACCGUCAGUCUCUCCGGCAACGAUUCAGGAUGGAUGAUAGUUUAUAUGAUGAGUUUGGGAACUACAUUGGGCCCGAAAUCGAGUCGGAUCAAGAGAGCGAUAGAGAGGAGGAAGACGAGGAUCUUCCGGAAAAGAUCGAGGCCGACCGGGCUGGUUCUGAUGAGGAGAAUGCAGUUGCGGGGCCCAAUGGGUGGUUAAUGAACGGUGAAGAUGUCGAUAUGGAGAAUCAGAUUGUUCUUGCGGAGGAUAAGAAGUAUUAUCCUACUGCGGAAGAGGUUUACGGUGAGGAAGUGGAGACGCUGGUUAUGGAUGAAGAUGAGCAGCCGCUUGAGCUGCCGAUUAUUAAGCCUGUUCGGGAUAUUAAGUUUGAAGUCGGGGUUAAGGAUUCGUCGACUUACGUUUCGACGCAGUUUCUGUUGGGGCUUUCUUCGAACCCGACUUUGGUUCGGAAUGUUGCGUUGGUUGGGCAUCUUCAGCAUGGGAAGACGGUGUUUAUGGAUAUGUUGGUGGAGCAAACGCAUCAUAUUUCGACUUUUGAUCAGAACAGUGAGAAGCAUAUGAGGUACACGGAUACGCGAGUAGAUGAGCAGGAGAGAAGAAUUUCGAUUAAAGCGGUUCCUAUGUCGCUUGUUCUUGAAGAUAGCAAUUCGAAGUCGUAUAUGUGUAAUAUUAUGGAUACACCGGGGCAUGUUAAUUUUUCCGAUGAGAUGACGGCUGCUCUUAGGCUUGCUGAUGGUGCUGUAUUGAUUGUUGAUGCCGCUGAAGGAGUCAUGGUGAACACCGAAAGAGCAAUUCGGCAUGCAAUCCAGGAGCGUUUACCGAUAGUGGUUGUGAUUAACAAGGUUGACAGAUUAAUAACUGAGCUUAAACUACCGCCAAAAGACGCUUAUCAUAAGUUGCGACAUACGAUCGAAGUCAUCAACAACCACAUUACCGCAGUCUCUUCGACAGCUGGCGAUGUCCAAGUCAUUGAUCCAGCUGCCGGAAACCUUUGUUUCGCUAGCGGUAGUGCAGGAUGGUGCUUCACUUUACAAUCAUUUGCAAAACUAUACGUUAAGCUUCACGGAAUCCCUUUCGAUGCCAACAAGUUCGCAUCUCGACUUUGGGGAGAUUACUAUUACGACCCUGCUACUAGAACCUUCAAAAAGAAACAACCCGCAAGUGGCGCCGAAAGGUCGUUCGUACAGUUCAUUCUCGAACCGCUUUACAAGAUCUACAGCCAAGUUAUCGGAGAACAUAAAAAGAGUGUCGAGACAACGUUAGCGGAACUUGGGGUUACGUUAAGCAAUGCGGCGUACAAGUUGAAUGUGAGACCUUUGCUUAGAUUAGCGUGCAGCUCGGUUUUCGGGUCAGCCACCGGGUUCACCGACAUGUUGGUUCACCAUAUCCCGUCUGCGAAAGAGGCUGCGUCUAAAAAAGUUGACCAUAUUUACACCGGGCCGAGAAGUUCAACAAUCUACACUUCCAUGUCGAAUUGUGACCCGUCGGGGCCGCUUAUGGUCAAUAUUACGAAACUGUAUCCGAAAUCGGAUUGUUCGGUUUUCGAUGCGUUUGGAAGGGUGUAUAGCGGAGAAAUCCAUACCGGUCAGACUGUGCGUGUUCUCGGAGAGGGUUAUUCACCUGAUGACGAAGAAGAUAUGACGGUAAAAGAAGUAACAAAACUAUGGGUUUAUCAAGCGCGUUACAGGAUCCCUAUCAAUAAGGCGCCACCUGGCUCGUGGGUUCUUAUCGAAGGUGUUGAUGCUUCCAUUAUGAAAACCGCAACACUUUGUGAUUCUGAAUAUGAUGAUGAUGUGUACAUAUUCAGGCCUCUUCAGUUUAACACUCUUCCUGUGGUGAAAACCGCAACUGAACCGUUAAAUCCUAGCGAGUUACCGAAAAUGGUCGAGGGUCUUAGGAAGAUUAGUAAGAGUUAUCCUUUAGCGAUUACGAAAGUCGAAGAGUCCGGAGAACAUACUAUUUUAGGUACCGGAGAAUUGUAUCUUGAUUCUAUAAUGAAGGAUCUCAGAGAACUAUAUUCAGAAGUCGAAGUCAAGGUGGCGGACCCAGUUGUCUCGUUUUGUGAAACGGUGGUGGAGUCUUCGUCAAUGAAGUGCUUUGCUGAAACGCCUAACAAGAAAAAUAAAAUUACUAUGAUUGCUGAACCACUGGAGAGAGGACUUGCAGAAGAUAUCGAGAAUGGUGUUGUAAGCGUUGACUGGCCCCGAAAGAAGCUAGGGGACUUUUUUCAAAAUAGAUACGAUUGGGAUCUGCUUGCUGCUAGAUCUAUAUGGGCGUUUGGACCCGACAAGCAGGGACCUAAUAUCUUAUUGGAUGACACACUCUCGAGUGAAGUCGACAAAAGUUUGUUGAAUUCCGUGAAGGAUUCAAUUGUUCAAGGGUUCCAAUGGGGUGCACGUGAGGGUCCGCUGUGUGACGAGCCGAUUCGUAACGUGAAGUUCAAAAUAGUUGAUGCGAAAAUUGCACCAGAGCCGCUACAUCGCGGAACCGGUCAAAUCAUUCCAACCGCUCGACGUGUGGCCUACUCGGCUUUUCUUAUGGCAACACCACGCCUUAUGGAGCCGGUAUAUUAUGUGGAGAUACAAACACCUAUCGAUUGUGUUUCCGCUAUAUACACGGUGUUAUCUCGAAGACGUGGGCAUAUAACUGCCGACGUUCCUCAACCGGGGACCCCUGCAUACAUCGUCAAGGCGUUUGUUCCUGUAAUCGAGUCGUUCGGUUUUGAGACGGACUUACGGUACCACACACAGGGGCAAGCAUUUGCGGUAUCGACUUUCGAUCAUUGGGCUAUUGUUCCUGGUGACCCAUUGGAUAAGAGCAUUGUGUUACGUCCACUUGAGCCUGCUCCGAUUCAGUAUCUUGCACGUGAAUUCAUGGUGAAAACGAGGCGUAGGAAGGGUAUGAGCGAGGAUGUGAGCAUCAACAAGUUUUUCGACGAGGCUAUGGUGGUGGAGCUUGCUCAGCAGGAAGCUGAUCUACACCAGCAGAUGAUUUAGACACCGCGAUGAAUGAUUUGUAGCGGUUUAAUGGAGUUUUGGCGAUUUGUUUUUAGCUUUGAUACCAAAAGAGUUUAGACUUGUAUUUCUAAGCACUUUCUUUGCUACGUCGAAGAAACUGAUACUGUUUGAUGGACUAUGUAAAACAAGGUUGCUUGAAAGAUUUAAUUAAUUUUAGUUUAAGUAUCAAGUAUCAA
This is a messenger RNA of Helianthus annuus (common sunflower), 3296 nucleotides long. RefSeq names its product 110 kDa U5 small nuclear ribonucleoprotein component CLO. Gene Ontology annotation, molecular function: translation elongation factor activity; GTPase activity; GTP binding. The transcript has 10 exons. Gene Ontology annotation, cellular component: U2-type catalytic step 2 spliceosome; U4/U6 x U5 tri-snRNP complex; cytosol. Gene Ontology annotation, biological process: mRNA splicing, via spliceosome. The record is from RefSeq and is a predicted model, not a curated record. Bases 133 to 3099 code for a protein of 988 amino acids. Lineage: Eukaryota; Viridiplantae; Streptophyta; Magnoliopsida; Asterales; Asteraceae.